AUGUUUUCUUUCUUUCUUUCUUUCUUUUCUUUUCUUUUCUUUCUUCUUUUCUUUCUUUCUUCCUUUUCUUUCUUUUCUUUUCUUUUCUUUCUUUCUUCCUUUUCUUUCUUUCUUUUCUUUUCUUUUCUUUCUUCUUUUCUUUCUUUCUUCCUUUUCUUUCUUUUAUUUAUUUCUUUUCUUUCUUCCUUUCUUUCUUUCUUUCUUUCUUUUCUUUUCAUUUCUUUCUUUCUCUCUUUUCUUUCUUUCUUUCUUUUCUUUCUUUCUUUCUUUCCUUGUUUUCUUUCUUUCUUUGCAUUAUUUCUUUUCUUUCUUUCUUUCUUUCUUUCUUUCUUUCUUCUUUUCUUUUCUUUCUUUCUUUCUUUCUUUCUUUUCUUUUCUUUUUUCUUUCUUUCUUUCUUUCUUUUCUUUUCUUUCUUCCUUUCUUUCUCUCUUUUCUUUCUUUCUUUCUUUUCUUUCUUUCUUUCUUUCUUUCUUUCUUUUCUUUCUUUUUUCUUUCUUCUUUUCUUUUCUUUCUUUCUUUCUUUUCUUUUCUUUUUUCUUUCUUUCUUUCUUUCUUUCUUUUCUUUCUUUUCUUUUCUUUCUUCCUUUAUUUCUCUCUUUUCUUUCUUUCUUUCUUUCUUUCUUUUUUCUUUCCUUUUUUCUUUCUUUCUUUGCAUUAUUUCUUUUCUUUCUUUCUUUCUUUCUUUCUUUCUUUCUUUCUUCUUUUCUUUUCUUUCUUUCUUUCUUUCUUUCUUUUCUUUUCUUUCUUUCUUUCUUUCUUUCUGUUAUAGUGCUUUUAUUGUUUUCUUUCAUUCAUUCUUUCUUUUCUUGUAUUUUAUUCUUUUCUUUUUCCUUCUUUUUCUUCUUUAUUUCUUUCAUUUUUCUUUUCUUUUCUUUCUUUCUUUCUUUCUUUCUUGUUAUAAUGCUUUUAUUAUUUUCUUUCUUUCAUUCUUUCUUUUCUUGUACUUUUAUUAUUUUCUUUUCUCUUUCUUUUUUCUUUCUUUCUGCUAUAAAUUCAAACCUAUCUAUCUAUCUAUCUAUCUAUCUAUCUAUCUAUCUAUCUAUCUAUCUAUCUAUCUCAGUCUCUCUCUCAUUCAUUCUUUCUUUUUAUCUAUCUAUCUAUCUAUCUAUCUAUCUAUCUAUCUAUCUAUCUAUCUCACACCCUUUAUAUGUGUGUCUUUCUCUAUUACGUUUUUUCUCACUUUACAACCCAACCCCCUAUUUCUCUCUCUCUCUCUCUCUCUCUUCCUCUCUUUUUCUAUCGCGCACGCACACAUGCACAUAUAUGGAUGA
Acanthosepion pharaonis is the source of this 1272-nucleotide messenger RNA. Lineage: Eukaryota; Metazoa; Mollusca; Cephalopoda; Sepiida; Sepiidae. The record is from the annotation of a GenBank genome assembly.